Messenger RNA from Cynara cardunculus var. scolymus (artichoke), 1262 nucleotides. Its product is annotated as 2-hydroxy-6-oxononadienedioate/2-hydroxy-6-oxononatrienedioate hydrolase-like. The record is from RefSeq and is a predicted model, not a curated record. Lineage: Eukaryota; Viridiplantae; Streptophyta; Magnoliopsida; Asterales; Asteraceae. The transcript has 4 exons. Bases 72 to 1001 code for a protein of 309 amino acids. Gene Ontology annotation, molecular function: catalytic activity.
UCCCUCCUUUUUUAUUGGCAAAUAGAGAUCACAAAGUCCUACAUCCAUUGCUGAUUGAAUCACUCGAUCCAAUGGUGAGGUGCAUUAACUUCACGGCCUCCAGAGACUGGUGUCUGGCACGAUCAUUCGCCUCCGCGGGCCUAAAAUCGACCACCACCACCCUCCACGACGGCGACACCACCAUCCACUGCUGGAUACCCAAAACCCAUAAACCCAACAAACCGAAUUUGCUCCUGGUUCAUGGUAUUGGCGCCAACGCCAAGUGGCAGUGGGAUCCAAUAAUCUCCCGUGUGACCCCCCUUUUCAAUGUCUAUGUACCCGACUUGCUGUUCUAUGGAGACUCGUACACCAGAAGACCAGAACGGACGGAGCACUUCCAGGCUGAGUGCGUGAUGAGGACGUUGGAGAGUGUGGGAUUGAUAGGGAAAAUUAACCUGGUGGGGCUUAGCUAUGGUGGGUUCGUUGGGUAUAGCAUGGCUAACCAAUUUCCAGAGGCUAUCGAGCGAGUGGUGAUUGUGGGUUCUGGGGUUAGUUUGGAUUCGGAGAUAGAUUUGGAGGAGGGUUUGUUUAGUUCCAAGAACAUCAAGGAUGCUGCAAACAUCUUGUUGGCUCAGACGCCUGAGAAGACUAGAGAAUUGUUGAGGAUUUCGUUUUAUAAGCCGCCCCCUCCGAAUCUUGCUCCCUCUUGCUUGAUUAACGAUUUUAUCGAUGAAAUGAACGUCGAUUACUUUGAAGAGAAAAGAGAGUGUAUCGAAGCUGUACAAAAGGAUAGAAAGUUUUCAGACCUUCCUAAGAUCAUUCAGCCAACGUUGAUCGUUUGGGGGGAAAACGAUGCGAUAUUUCCUUUGGAUUUGGGGUACAGAUUGAAAAGUCAUUUAGGUGAAGGUGCAGAGCUUAUUGUGUUGAAGAAGACAGGGCAUGCAAUGAACAUGGAGCAACCAAAAGAGUUGUGCAGGCUCUUCAAGUUAUUCCUCAUUCAGCACUCUCUUCCUCAAAGUUGAACAAGAAUUGCAAUCAAAGCAAAUAAGCUGUGUGCAUUAAGAUUCUGAGUAUUUUAUUCAGCAACUUAUGCAUAUCAUCAGAUUAUGCUGCUCCAUCUGCAUCGGGUUUCAAUAUUUGUUACAAUAACUAUAUAUAUAUAUAUAUAUAUAUAUAGGUUCGUUCCAGUGUAUUAUACGGGGUAAUUUGAAAAAAAUAAAUCAUGUCAAUAACUUAUCUUACAUAUAUGAAUGAUCAUCGAAAGUAUGAUGCUACUUUAGACU